Molecule: messenger RNA, 3483 nt
Organism: Pseudopipra pipra
Lineage: Eukaryota; Metazoa; Chordata; Aves; Passeriformes; Pipridae
Product: dynein axonemal heavy chain 5-like
Exons: 16
Coding region: 88-3162 (1024 amino acids)
Biological process (GO): microtubule-based movement
Cellular component (GO): dynein complex
Molecular function (GO): dynein intermediate chain binding; minus-end-directed microtubule motor activity; dynein light intermediate chain binding
Source: RefSeq, a predicted model, not a curated record
GUACUCUUGGCUACAGCUUUUCUGUCCUAUUCUGGUCCUUUUAACCAAGAGUUCCGCAGUCUGCUAUUACAUGACUGGGAAAAGGAAAUGAGAAGCCGAAAAAUACCCUUUUGUUACAACUUGAACCUCAUAGAAAUGUUGACUGAUGUUCCAACUAUAAGUGAAUGGAACCUGCAAGGAUUGCCAAAUGAUGACUUAUCCAUACAGAAUGGAAUCAUUGUCACUAAAGCAUCUCGUUAUCCUUUAUUAAUUGAUCCACAGGCACAGGGUAAAAUUUGGAUUAAAAAUAAGGAAGGCAGAAAUGAACUUCAGAUCACUUCUUUGAAUCACAAGUAUUUUAGAAAUCAUUUAGAAGACAGCCUUUCUUUGGGAAGGCCUCUCUUAGUAGAAGAUGUUGGAGAAGAGCUUGACCCAGCACUGGAUAAUGUUUUGGAAAGAAACAUCAUUAAAACAGGUUCAGCUAACAAGGUGAAAGUUGGUGAUAAGGAAGUAGAAGUUAUGGAUGGCUUCAGACUUUACAUUACUACAAAACUGUCAAAUCCGUGUUACUCUCCUGAAAUCAGUGCUCGAACCUCCAUAAUUGACUUUACUGUGACGAUGAAAGGUCUUGAAAAUCAACUCUUAGGCAGAGUCAUUCUCACAGAGAAACAGGAAUUAGAGAAAGAAAGAACUGAUCUUAUUGAAGAUGUGACUAUGAACAAAAGGAGGAUUAAGGACCUAGAAGAUAACCUUUUGUUCCGACUUACAAGCACUAAAAGUUCUCUGGCAGAUGAUGAGAGUCUACUAAUUGUAUUGACUGACACUAAGAAGACUGCUGAAGAAGUAACAGAGAAACUGCAAACUUCUGCUGAAACUGAAAUACAGAUCAACUCAGCCCGUGAAGAGUAUAGACCUGUUGCAACUCGAGGAAGCAUCUUGUACUUCCUUAUUACUGAGAUGAGCAUGGUCAAUGUCAUGUAUCAGACUUCGCUUCGGCAGUUUUUGUGGCUUUUUGACCGCUCCCUGGCCAGGUCUACCAAGAGCCCUAUAACCAGCAAGAGGAUUACUAAUAUUAUUGAAUAUAUGACAUAUGAAGUGUUCAAAUAUACUGCUCGAGGACUCUAUGAGGAGCAUAAAUUUCUCUUCACAUUAUUGCUUACUUUGAAGAUUGAUAUACAAAGAAACAGAGUGAAGCACGAAGAAUUUCUGACACUUAUUAAAGGUGGUGCUUCUCUAGACCUUAAAGCUUGUCCUCCUAAGCCAGCUAAAUGGAUUCUGGAUAUGACUUGGCUGAACUUGGUGGAGCUCAGUAAACUUGAACAAUUUUCAGAUAUUCUUGAUCAAAUUUCCAGUGAAGAGAAACAGUGGAAAAUCUGGUUUGAUAGUAAGAAUCCCGAAGAAGAAUUGGUUCCCAGUGGCUAUGGUCAAUCUCUGGACUGCUUCAGACAUCUUCUUCUUAUCAGAUCGUGGUGUCCUGACAGGACCAUAGCUCAGGCAAGAAAAUACAUCACUGAAACUAUGGGUGAGAAAUACGCAGAGGGAGUCAUCUUGGAUUUGGAGAAAACAUGGGAAGAGUCAGAUCCACGUACUCCCCUCAUUUGCUUUCUUUCCAUGGGCUCUGAUCCUACGGACUCAAUUACUGCUCUGGGAAAAAGACUAAAGACAGAAACGUGCUGUGUUUCCAUGGGCCAGGGACAAGAAAUCCAUGCUCGUAAACUUCUACAGCAGACAAUGGCUCAUGGAGGUUGGGCACUUCUGCAAAACUGCCACCUUGGACUUGACUUUUUGGAUGAGCUGAUGGACACUCUAAUAGAGACAGAGAAUGUCCAUGAAAGCUUUCGACUAUGGCUGACAACUGACAUUCACAAACGGUUCCCCAUCACCCUACUUCAAAUGUCUAUUAAGUUUACCAAUGAACCACCGCAAGGGCUCAGAGCUGGGCUAAAGAGAACAUAUGGUGGUGUCAGCCAGGAUUUACUAGAUUCCAGUAAAAUGGUACAAUGGAAACCAAUGUUGUAUGCUGUAGCCUUUCUACACUCCACUGUUCAAGAAAGGCGCAAGUUUGGAUCUCUAGGUUGGAAUAUACCCUAUGAGUUUAAUCAAGCUGAUUUCAAUGCUACUGUGCGCUUCAUUCAGAACCACUUGAAUCGCAUGGAUACCAAGAAGGGGAUCUCCUGGAAUACUGUUUGUUACAUGAUAGGUGAGAUCCAGUAUGGUGGUCGUGUGACAGAUGACUAUGACAAAAGACUCAUGAACACCUUUGUAAAGGUUUGGUUCAAUGAAAAUACAUUUAAUCAGGAAUUCAGCUUCUACAAAGGAUACAGCAUACCUAAAUGUACUAUGGUGGAUCAAUACCUUCAGUACAUACAGAGCCUUCCUGCUUAUGACACACCCGAGGUGUUUGGUUUGCACCCCAAUGCAGAUAUCACUUACCAAAGUAAAGUUUCCAAAGAUGUAUUGGACACCAUCCUCAGUAUCCAGCCUAAAGAUAGCUCUGGUGGAGGAGGUGAAACUCGAGAGGCAGUUGUAGCCAGACUGGCUGAUGAUAUGCUGGAAAAGCUUCCUGCUGAUUAUGUGCCAUAUGAAGUAAAAGAAAAACUAAAGAACAUGGGACCUUUUCAGCCUAUGAACAUAUUUUUGCGACAGGAGAUUGAACAAAUGCAGAGAGUUAUUUCUUUAGUGAGAAGCACUCUGACUGAUCUAAAACUUGCCAUUGAUGGGACAAUCGUUAUGAGUGAAAAUUUGAGGGAUGCUUUAGACUGCAUGUAUGAUGGAAGGAUUCCUGCUAGCUGGAAAAAAGAAAUAACAAGGGCUAACAAAGGAUGGGCUCUUGACACUGUAGUGCUGUGCAAUGAAGUCACUAAAUGGAUGAAGGAUGAUAUCACAAGCCCUCCUUUGGAAGGUGUCUAUGUGUAUGGGCUGUAUUUGGAGGGAGCUGGCUGGGACAGAAGAAACAUGAGACUGACUGAAUCUAAGCCGAAGGUGCUUUUUGAGAUGAUGCCGGUUAUAAGGAUAUAUGCAGAGAAUAACACUGCAAAAGAUCCACAUUUGUAUUCAUGUCCAGUCUACAAAAAGACCAGUCGAACAGAUGUGAAUUACAUUGCUGCUAUAGAUCUUAAAACUCGUCAGCCUCCAGAGCACUGGGUACUGCGUGGAGUAGCACUUCUGUGUGAUGUCAAGUAACGUUAAAGAAAAAAAAAGUUUCCAAGAGUUCUUUUCUGUUUUUAAAUGUAAAGAUCAAUCUGUAGUUAGAUAUACAAUUGAACACUUCUAAAAGUAUUAUUUCUAAGGCACAGACUCCAUUAUGAUAGUUUUACAAAAUUGUUCUCAAUAAAACUCUACAAUAGGCUUAUAAAUGCUAAAUCUUAGAGUGAUAUUAUGUUUGAUGUCUUUGACAAAUCAUGACAAAUAUUUAGUGUUCCUGUCUCCUAAAUGUGCAUAAACAGUCCUCCUGUGUGCUUAAUUCUACCUUGAAUAAAGAUUAAUUGAUUUGAAUGUUGUUAA